Corylus avellana is the source of this 1785-nucleotide messenger RNA. RefSeq names its product S-adenosyl-L-methionine-dependent methyltransferases superfamily protein. The record is from RefSeq and is a predicted model, not a curated record. Lineage: Eukaryota; Viridiplantae; Streptophyta; Magnoliopsida; Fagales; Betulaceae. Gene Ontology annotation, molecular function: S-adenosylmethionine-dependent methyltransferase activity.
CACUUGCGACUUGCCCAUCCCUCCCAUUUUCUCAAGAGUCCGUACAAAUCCAAAUCCGCUUUGAGUGUUCUUUUAUUUUUUUCCAUUUUUGUUGAUGUUUGAAAUCUGAAAGCCCAAUUUGGAGCUGUGCUUCGUUAAGUUAGUCGCAAGGCGACGAGCAAAAGCGCGUGAUUUGCUGGAGCCGGGAGGUGAUAAAAUAUGUCGUCGUCCUCGUCAGUACCAGAGCUGACACUUGCAGAUUUAUUACUGUGAUUCUCUCUCUCUCUGUAUAAAUGGGUUUUUGGGUCUCGCUCUCUAUUGCUUCUGAGAAAAGAAGGCUGGGAAUUUUUGGCACUUUGAGCUCUCUGUUCUGUUCUUCCUGAUCUUUCUUUCCGUGUUGGGAUUGCCAUUAAGUUCUCUGCAGCUGCUGGAUCUCAGACCCUGGGCUGAUUCCCAAGCUUCGUCACUUUGGCAGGUUCUCUUUCCAAUUACCCGUAGAAUCUCUCGCAUUAGAUUGGAGAAGGAAAGGAAAGGAAAAGCAAGAAAUGGGCAAAACGGCGACGAGCAGAGACUGGAGCCAGAUCUACGCGAUCUACGGCGUGGAGCAGUGGCAGACCCUGGUGUUCCUCCUCCUCCACGCCCUUCUCUUUGGCGUCCUCUCCGUGCUCUACCUCCUCUACUUCGACCCCAUCCGCUCCUUCUUCGAGUCUAUCCUCUCCGUCACCAUCUCCCUCCCCGGCGGCGCCGCCCGAUUCGCCGCCGGAUUCACAGGCUCCGUCACCGCCCUCUCCGCCGUAUGCCUCUUGUUCGCCGCCGCCAACUUCUUCUACUCCGCCGUGCCCCUCCACCACGCCAUGGCCCUCCGCAUGCUCUCCUUCGUCGACGACUGGUCGACGGUGAAGCACGCCCUCGACCUCGGCUGCGGCCGGGGAAUCCUCCUCAACGCGGUCGCGACCCAGCUCAAGAAGGAGGGUAGCUCCGGCCGGGUCGUGGGUCUGGACCGCUCCAAGGCCACCACGCUCCGGACCCUCCGUACGGCGAAGCUGGAGGGGGUCGGAGAGUACGUGACGUGCAGAGAAGGCGACGUGAGGAGGCUGCCCUUCGCAGACAACAGCUUCGACGUGGUGGUCUCCGGGGUGUUCCUCCACACGGUGGGGAAAGAGCACGGCCGGAACCGUACAGUGGAGGCCGCGGCGGAGAGGAUGAGGGUGGUGGGCGAGGUUGUGAGGGUGUUGAAGCCCGGUGGGGUGGGCGUGGUGUGGGACCUGAUGCACGUUCCAGAGUACGCGCGGAGGCUACAAGACCUGAAGAUGGAAGAAAUCAAGGUGUCAGAGCGGGUCACCGCGUUCAUGGUCAGCAGCCACAUCGUCUCGUUCCGCAAGCCCCGUCAGCACGUCGUCGGCCCCGCCGAGGUCAGGCUCGACUGGAGGUGUUGACACGUCACUCCUUUUUUUUUUACUUUGACAUCUAUUAACUAAAAAUUUUACUAUGCUACUGCUUUGUAGUACAACAUGUUCUGCUUAAUUUGAAAAAAAAAAAAAAGCAGAAAGAAAGUAGAACCCAAAGAAAAAGAAAAGAAAAGAAAAGAUUGGGUCAAAAUGAAUGUAAUUGUCUGGGAAGGCGAAGCUGACCUGGAUGCUUUGUUGGAAAAUACACUAUAGUAUAGCUCUAAAUCUAAUUAAUGUAGUUUUUUAUUUUUUAAUAUAUGGUUAUCAAUUGGGAAUAAUUGAUGCCUGAUUUUGUUUCAGAAUCUGAAUUUUGUAAAAAAUAAAUAAUAAAUAAUGGUUGAAUGGUAAGUUUCCUGAA